This is a messenger RNA of Megalops cyprinoides (Indo-Pacific tarpon), 3095 nucleotides long. It is a transcript of the gene kctd9a, whose product is annotated as potassium channel tetramerization domain containing 9a. Lineage: Eukaryota; Metazoa; Chordata; Actinopteri; Elopiformes; Megalopidae. Gene Ontology annotation, molecular function: protein binding. Gene Ontology annotation, biological process: protein homooligomerization; intracellular signal transduction. The record is from RefSeq and is a predicted model, not a curated record. The coding region runs from base 110 to 1279 and encodes 389 amino acids. The transcript is spliced from 12 exons.
UGCGAAGAGGCUCCUUUCUGUCAGGGUCUCCUGUAAGUUUUAGAAAAUAGUGUACAUGUAGCUAGUCGUUUUUUGUUUUGUAAAUAAUAUUUAAAGCGUCAUUCAAAGAAUGAGAAGAGUUACUCUUUUCGUUAAUGGAACCACCAAAAAUGGCAAGGUUGUGGCAGUGUAUGGGACUUUGGCCGACUUGCUGUCUGUAGCCAGUAACAAGCUGGGUAUCCGAGCCUGCAGUCUAUAUAAUGGGAAAGGAGGCCUCAUCGAUGACAUCGCCCUUAUCAGAGAUGAUGACGUGCUCUAUGUUUCUGAAGGGGAGCCCUUUGUCGAGCCUCAGAAUGAAAUCAAGUGUUCAGAGGAGCGCAAAGGAGCUCACACUGAUUGGCUGACUCUUAACAUCGGAGGUCGCCUCUUCACCACCACACGGAGCACCCUGGUAAGCAAGGAGCCAGAGAGCAUGCUGGCACAUAUGUUCAGAGACAAAGACGUGUGGGGGAACAAGCAGGAUGAGCGGGGGGCCUACCUGAUUGACCGCAGCCCAGAAUACUUUGAGCCCAUACUGAACUACCUGCGGCACGGCCAGCUCAUUGUCAAUGAGGGCAUCAACUUGCUUGGGGUCUUGGAGGAGGCACGCUUCUUUGGAAUAGAGCAGCUUGCUGAGCAGUUGGAAGUAGCAAUAAAGAAUUCCCAACCCCCGGAGGACCAUUCCCCAAUCUCCCGCAAGGAGUUUGUGCGCUUCCUGCUUGCCACACCAACCAAGUCUGAGCUGCGCUGUCAGGGUCUGAAUUUCAGUGGAGCGGACCUGUCCCGCCUCGACCUCCGAUAUAUUAAUUUUAAGAUGGCCAACCUGAGUCGCUGCAACCUCACACACGCCAACCUAUGCUGUUCUAACCUGGAGCGGGCAGACCUGUCUGGGGCCAACCUCGAUGGUGCUAACUUGCAGGGUGUGAAGAUGCUUUGUACAAACGCAGAGGGGGCAUCUCUGAAAGGCUGCAACUUUGAGGAUCCCUCUGGCCUAAAGGCCAACUUGGAAGGUGCUAAUUUGAAGGGGGUUGAUAUGGAGGGCAGCCAGAUGACAGGAAUCAAUCUGCGUGUGGCGACGCUCAAGAACGCCAAGCUGAAGAACUGCAACCUGCGGGGGGCCACGCUGGCGGGCACUGACCUGGAGAACUGUGACCUUUCUGGCUGUGACCUCCAGGAAGCGAACCUGAGGGGCUCCAACGUCAAGGGAGCCAUCUUUGAAGAGAUGCUGACCCCACUGCACAUGUCUCAGAGCGUCAGAUAGCCUCUCUCCCUUGUCUCCCUGCACAUUCCAUCAUGGCUGGCCACUCCCACAGACUCUCCCCUCAUGCCUCUGAACCAGCCAGCCAAACCCAAAAAAAGAAAAAAAAAAAGACAAAAACAUUGUAGCAAGAACCUCCCUGGAAUCGUAUGCAAUCCUAAUAUCACUUCUCUAUGCACAGCCCUGGCCAUCCACCCAAUCUGUUAGCUUUAUUUUCUUGCACUAGGGCACCUCCAGGGUUGUCAUUAUUUCACUUGUAUGUUGAACGCUUAUUGGAGUAUGAGAAUUCAAGUGUGGCACUGUCCUUUGUGAUGUCAGUCCUAAUAACCAAUAUAUAUAUGUGUUGUGUUUUACAUAGAGAAGUAGUACGGCAGAUGUAGGAGUUAUCGCAGUCACUGCGGCAGGCUGAUAGCUCAGGGCACAUAUAUAGCAGUAGUUCUUAGGGGCAGUCAUACUUCCCUGGGCAUAGGCAUAGUGCAGUAGGCAGCGGCCGGCUCUCUUUGAAGCUUAAAGGAAACAUUUCCAAUCAAGGUUAAAGCAGUACCAGCAGCAUGUCUGAAAAGGCGAAGUAAUCUUUGCCCAUUACGGUGUGAAUAUGUUAGUGGAUGCAUGUGGAGUCAGAUGUGAUAUGAGAAUGCAGUAUUUGUUAAGAGAGAACACGGCAUUAAUUUCUCCGGUCAAUGCUUCUCCCCCACCCCUUGAGUAUUAUAGAAGUCAAAAUGUCCAAUGUUUUUGACAUUGGCUUUGAAUCUACCUCCCUCUCAGCCAUUAUCUGACUGACAUAUGUGUCGCUUGCGUUCUGUUUGUAAUUGUAUAUGCUGCCUCUAGUGGGCUGGUCACGCAGAAGCCCUCCCUCCGAGCAUCUAAGUCCUCUCUAGCUGAGGAUUUCAGGAUUGCUGCUUCUAAUCAUGCAGUUGCCUCUAGUGUAUAGAUUUGAAGUAUGAGAGUGAGAGCUGCAUGGAAAUGUGUGUAUCAACCAAAUAUUGUUACGGUCAACAUGAAGCUUGUCUGUCUUGCACCAAAUAGUAAGCGGAGUAUAGUUGUAAAACAACACUCCCCUUUAGGAUAACAACUCGACAAGAUGGACUUACCUUUUUCUUUUUUAUUUAUUUCAUCUAUGCUUGGCACCAAAAUAUGAUUUGCAUCUGGGAUGUAUCUAUUUGCAUGCAAAUCCAGAUAGACCUACUAAUAACUGUCAAAACAAUCAACCUUACUAAUACAACAGCAAAAAAUAACCUCUUGUUGAAUGUGGUGCAUAUCAACAUCGAGUCCUAAGAUAUUUCAAAUCUAGUGCUUCCCUAGCAGCAGAAGCUGCUUUGAUACUGGAAGUUUUAUCACUGCUGGACUGUGAUCAUCUUUGAAGAUUUUUUUAUGUUAAUGUUUUUAUCAACCUGUAAAUUCAAGAGGUCUGGAACAUUAUCCGCAGGCUUAAAGGACUGAAUUUAACCACGGACAGCAUUGUCCAAAAAAGACAUGUAACUGUCGCAGAAUCUUAGUAAUGCUUUUGAAAAGUAGGCACAGCAAUUGCUGAUUUUUUUUUUUUUUCCUUCCCAAGGUACUCUGCCUGUCUUUGUAAUGGCAUUUGAAUUUAGCACUCUGAGUGCAUUGUGCUUCAUAUAUCAGAUCCUUGUAAAAAGGGGGAUGUUAUUUAUUUUAAUAUAUACUCAAUUAUAUUUAUGUAUGGAGGAGUGGAAGUAAUUUGCCUUUCUCAAGACUGGGUAUAUGACUGCUUCCCUAUUCCCACACCCAGUUCUGUGAUAAUUGCACUCACUCAGCCAAGGAAGUGUAUUUUCAUGAAUGGAAUGGACUGUUAAACAAU